UUUAAAAUGAGGCUAUUUAAUUAGUUUUUAGGCAAUCACUUUUUAUUUUAUUAUAGCUUUUUCAAAACAAGAAUAUAUUUUUAAUAUAUAUUUUCUGCGUCUGCGCAGUGUCAUUUAUGUCGACCUUGAUGACCUCAUUUGCCGGCGACAAGAAAAAGUUAUUUCCUGCUCUGGUACCGAAGAGAUUUUAUGAGAACAUAGCAAACAGUUGAAGGUACUGUGUGUCCAGGCUUGGGAAGCGAGCCAGAACAAUAAUCUUGGCAUGGAUACGUUUGACAACACCAUAUUGUCGGUAUUGCAGGCUGCCAAUAUUGAUGAGGAAGCUUUGAAAAGCUUUAGCCGGGAUGACCUGAAGGAUCUUUUUCCUGGCCCUGAAAAUUUUCUCAAAAGAAAGAAGCUUUGGGAUUUCAUCAGUCAAAAGUGUGAAAGUGUUACUGAUCAAGAUGCCAACACUUGUCAUCGAAGUGGGAGAAAAGCCUUUCCUAGUGAUGUGCCACAAUGUCAGCCUCAAACCUCCACUCCCAUUUCCUACACUGCUGAUAAAAUGAUGAAAAUGCCAGACCCACCAGAGUAUGUGGUGUACACAGAUUCAGAGCUGGAUAUGGUGCGCAGUCAGUACUUUGCAUUGCUCCGCAAUGGAAAGGAAAAGGACUGUAAGAUGUCAAAGGAGCUCUGUUGCAGACUUAUAAGGAACACCGUUACCAGCAUGGUUGCAAUCCUCCGAGCUAGUCCCAUGGGGAAAGAAGUAAAUUACCCCUCCAAACUUGAAAUGAGAGCAAUGUCACAGAAGAUUGUUGAGUAUUACCCUAUGUUACGUGAUGCUGAUGCAUACAUGCCAUACCUGACCAUCUACACCAAACUGUACAAGCGACUGCAAAACAUGAGGUCUCCAAGGAAGAGGCAGGGUUCCAUGCCACAACGAGGCAAAGCCAAGAAGACUCUUUUCAGCUCAGAUGACACAGACAUUGGGACAGACGGUGACCUAAGCGGUGAAACAAGUGAUGGUACCAUAAUUCUUGAGAGCAAUGAUGACAUCAGUGAGGACAAUUCGAGUGCAGAGAAAUCACCCCUAUUGCAGUUACCCCCCAGUGUGUCAACAAAGCCAAGCAGUACCACCCUGGCUUCACUGACAUCAUCCAAGUCAGCUCGAUGCUCCACACCCAGGACUGUUACAGCUCCACCUCCUCCAACUGCACCCCCAGAGGAUGUUGUUGAUCAUGACAGUCUGAAGAUGCAGGCAAGGCACUACAAAACCUUGAGCAACAUGUACAAGAAGUCCAAUGCAAAACCCAACCAAAGCGAUGUUGCUCAGAUUUUGGACCUUGAAUUUGAGGCCAGGCGAGCUUUCAUUAAUUCAGAUGUUACAAGGGAAGAAGACCGACCCACAAAAGUCUUUGAGGCAUACCCAUGCUUCAAAGACAUUCAAAAUGUUAUGGGUGAACUGUGUCGCAUUGUUGGUGGCUCCAACCGCAAAUUUAUAGAGGAAAUGAAGGGUAGAUGGGCAGAGUUUUGUUCUAAGGUGCAGUUCUAUGGUGUGUGGAAGAAAAUCUUGAAACCUCCUCUUCCCUUGGAUGUGCAUGGAGUGGAAUUCACUAUUGCCCUCUUCGAUGCUCUUCCAUCACUUUUUCCUUCCCCAACUACACCACCAAAGCGGCUGGGAAAUGCCAGUGAGGCUCUCCUUCAUAUCCUUAAGCCCGGUGAAGAUGCUAUGUUAUACCUGCAGAAGCGGCCCCUCUCCUCCCCGGUGCUGCUUUUUGAUGGAACAUCCACCAUUGUUGCUGUGGGAAACGUACCAGUGAGCACUCUUCCAUUGGAGGAAUUUUGGGAAGGAAUGUUGGUGUUAAUGGCAUAUUACUACACUUUGCACUUAACAUACCCAAAAUGUGUUGCAACGCUCCUCUCUGUCAUACAAACUGAGGUUAUCUGUGAUACCAUCCAUAAUCAAGAUGCCACUAGCACAUAUAAAAGAGCAAUAGCUGAAUGGAAGUCCUUCUUUGGAAAAUAGGUGAAUGUGCAGCGUUUUAUCAGGUCAGAUGGGGUUGUUUGUUUUAUAGUACCUCUGUGUAGCUUUUCUUCAUGACUUGGCUAGCAAUGUUCUGUGUUUAUUUGCUAGAAGAGCUCUUAAACAGCACUUCACCUGAAGCAUGUUAAGGUUUAACUAAGCACUUUUGUUGAUUGUGCUGUUAUUAUUGCAAUGUGUGAUUGCCAUGUAAUUUGCAUUUGGGCCUUUAGUAGUAUUUUGUAGUAGCUUAAUUUUGUAGUAUUGUCAACAAUAUAUCGUUUAGUGAGCUUAAUAAAUGUUGACUAUUAUCGUACUGCUGUCCAGGUUGUGAUUUCUGUAGAAUACAGUAUAUUCUAAGAAUAAGAACUGGUUUAAAGUUUUUUGGGCUUAGUCUUAAUAUGGAUUUUGGUUUAUUUCAAGAUGAAUCAACUUGUUUCAAAAUGUAAC
Messenger RNA from Clarias gariepinus (North African catfish), 2449 nucleotides. RefSeq lists its product as uncharacterized. NCBI's taxonomy places the organism in Eukaryota, Metazoa, Chordata, Actinopteri, Siluriformes, Clariidae. The transcript has 10 exons. The record is from RefSeq and is a predicted model, not a curated record. The coding region runs from base 263 to 2005 and encodes 580 amino acids.